Molecule: messenger RNA, 360 nt
Organism: Cotesia congregata
Lineage: Eukaryota; Metazoa; Arthropoda; Insecta; Hymenoptera; Braconidae
Source: the annotation of a GenBank genome assembly
AUGAUCGAAAAGGAUGGAUAUAAUUAUUGGAAGGAUGACAAGAAAAGAGGAGAAGACAAAGAACAAUGGGCAAGAAUAAGAUGUGGAAACAUUGAGAGAGCUUAUAAGAAAGGAUAUACUGUAAUGACUCAUUGUCAACAGAGUAACAUUACUAAUGAGGUAAAGAAAGGGGUGAACGAGGAGGAAAGAAAAUUUUUGGAAAAGUGGGAUAAAUUGGUAGAGGAAGAAGAGAUUGAAAAAGAAAAAUAUACAAUUCUAAGAGGUGAAAUAGACGCGAAGUUUGAGGAAUUAAUAAAAAGAAAGACAGAAGCUGAAAAAGUUGGAGAAGAAAGUGCAGAGGCGGGACAGAGAGCAGAGUGA